AUGAAGUUUUUGAAAGUAACAUCUAUUUUAUCAUCAAUUGCUUUAGUUUUAGCAAGUGGUCCAACUGAAGGAGAAGCUGAAGCUGAUCCUAACUCAGCUGUUGUUAAAUUAACUACUGAUUCAUUCAAUGAAUUUUUAAUUAAUAAUCCAUUAGUGUUAGCAGAAUUUUAUGCUCCAUGGUGUGGAUAUUGUAAGAAAUUAGCUCCUGAAUAUGUUAAGGCUGCUGAUUCUUUGAAUGAAAGUCACCCAAACAUCAAAUUGGCUCAAAUUGAUUGUACUGUUGAAGAAGAUUUAUGUAGACAAUUUGGUAUCAGAGGUUACCCAACUUUAAAAGUUUUAAGAGGUCCAGAAAACAGUGAUGAUUAUGAAGGUCCAAGAGAAGCUGAUGGUAUCAUGGAAUAUAUGAUCAAACAAACUUUACCAUCAGUUUCAGUUCCAGAAACUGUUGAAGAAUUUUUAUCAUUAAUUGAAGAACAAGCUAAACCUUUUAUUGUUCAAAUUUCUGGUAAAGGUGACGAAGAAUCUAAUUCUACUUUCACUUCAGUUGCUGACACUUUAAGAAAGGAAUUAAACUUUAUUACUGCUAAAUCAGAAGAUAUCAUCAAUUCAUUAUCAACUAAAUACUUUGAUUUCGAUGUUUCUUCAUAUUUAGAUAAAGUUGGUUACUUAGUUAUUCAUCCAAAAGAAAAUACCAUCAUUCCUUUCACUGCUGAAGUUUCAAAAGAUGCUUUAGUCAAUUUCUUCAAAACCGAAGUUGUUCCAUAUUUCGGUGAUAUCAACAGAGAUACUUACAUGAUGUACAUGGAAUCUCCUUUACCUUUAGGUUACUAUUUCUAUAAAACCGAAGAACAAAGAGAAUCUUUCGAAGAAACUUUCAACAAAUUAGGUAAAACUUUCAGAGGUAAAAUGAACUUUGUUGGUUUAGAUGCUAAUUUAUUCGGUAGACAUGCUGAAUCAUUAAAUAUGGAUCCAGAAAUUGUUCCAUUAUUUGCUAUUCAAGAUAAUGCCAGUGGUAAGAAAUAUGGUGUUGACCAAGCUGAAAACCCAGAAGGUCCAUCAAUUGAACAAGUUGAAGAAUUAGUUGAACAAUUCAUGGAAGGUUCAGCUAAACCAAUUGUUAAAUCUGAACCAAUGCCAUCAGAUGAAGAAGUUUCUUCUGCUCCAGUUUACCCAUUAGUUAGCCACAACCAUGAUGCAUUAUUAGAAGAUUUAUCAAAAGAUAUCUUUGUUGAAUAUUAUGCUCACUGGUGUGGUCACUGUAAGAAAUUAGCUCCAAUCUGGGACAACUUAGGUGGUUUAUACAAAGAACAUCCAGAAUCAAAUGUUGUUGUUGCUAAGAUUGACCAUUCAAAGAAUGAUGUUGAUACUUACGUUCAAAUUGAAGGUUACCCAACCUUAUUAUUCUACCCAGCUAAUGGAGAAGUCGAUGAAAAGACUGGUUUAAGAAUUCCUGUUCCUUAUGAAGGUCCAAGAGAAUUAGAUUCUUUCAUUGAAUUCAUUAAAAACAAAAGUAGUUUAAAUGUUGAUGGUUCAGAAUUUAAACAACCUGAAGUUGAAGAAGAAGCUGAAGUUGAACAUGACGAAUUAUAA
Messenger RNA from Yamadazyma jaroonii, 1590 nucleotides. NCBI's taxonomy places the organism in Eukaryota, Fungi, Ascomycota, Pichiomycetes, Serinales, Debaryomycetaceae. The record is from the annotation of a GenBank genome assembly.